Molecule: messenger RNA, 2203 nt
Organism: Cloeon dipterum
Lineage: Eukaryota; Metazoa; Arthropoda; Insecta; Ephemeroptera; Baetidae
Gene: ari-1
Product: E3 ubiquitin-protein ligase ariadne-1
Exons: 8
Coding region: 143-1666 (507 amino acids)
Biological process (GO): ubiquitin-dependent protein catabolic process; positive regulation of proteasomal ubiquitin-dependent protein catabolic process; protein polyubiquitination
Cellular component (GO): nucleus; cytoplasm; ubiquitin ligase complex
Molecular function (GO): zinc ion binding; ubiquitin protein ligase activity; ubiquitin conjugating enzyme binding
Source: RefSeq, a predicted model, not a curated record
CCCUGAUAUCUGACGUCACGCAGCACUAAACAUCGUCACUCGACCACUCGUCCAUCUAUAUUGUGAAAGUUUCUUCAAAAUUUCGAAUUUGCACGGUUUGCAUCUCUCGUGAGAGACGCAAAACUGAUUUCAUUGUAGAGUCAUGGAUUCGGACGAAGAAAAUCUUUAUGACGAUGUCGAUUCUGGCAACGAGUCCAGCGGAGACGACGUUGAUUUUGCGAUGGAGGACGAAGAAGGCAAUGCUCAUAAGGAGCGACCCUCCGAGGUGGAAGAUUACCCGUACGAAGUUUUGUCGACGGAACAGAUUGUCAACCACAUGGUCGAAUGCAUCAAGGACGUUAAUACCGUUGUAGAAAUACCUGCAACUAUUACCAGAAUUCUUUUAAAUCAUUUUAACUGGGACAAGGAAAAAUUGAUGGAGAAGUACUAUGAUAACCAUGAUCAAGACCAGCUCUUUACUGAAGCCAGGGUUGUUAGCCCUUUUAGAAAAACGGGACCAUCUAAAGCAAAGCCUGCCACAAGGAGGGCCUCAACCUCUGCAGCAGAAGAGUGUGAAAUAUGCUUCAAAGUUCUGCAAAACGACUUGAUGACUGGUUUAGAGUGUGGACAUAGAUUUUGUGUGCAAUGUUGGGGCGAGUACUUGACCACAAAAAUCAUGGAAGAAGGAGUUGGACAGACAAUUGCUUGUGCCGCCCACGGCUGUGACAUCCUAGUGGAUGACGCCACUGUAAUGCGUCUGGUGCGAGAUUCUAAAGUGCGGCUCAAGUACCAGCACCUAAUCACCAAUAGCUUUGUUGAAUGCAACCGAUUAUUGCGGUGGUGUCCCUCCCCUGAUUGCAACAACGCUAUCAAAGUUGCAACCGUGGAGUGUCGGCCAGUAACCUGCAAAUGCAAUCACACCUUUUGCUUUGUGUGUGGUGAGAAUUGGCACGAUCCCGUUAAGUGCAACUGGCUGCGGAAGUGGAUCAAGAAGUGUGAUGAUGAUUCGGAAACUUCCAACUGGAUUGCAGCAAAUACAAAGGAAUGUCCUAGAUGCCAAGUAACAAUUGAAAAAGAUGGUGGAUGCAACCACAUGGUUUGCAAGAAUCAGUCUUGUAAAGCCGACUUCUGCUGGGUUUGCCUUGGUCCCUGGGAUCCUCAUGGUUCCUCCUGGUACAACUGCAAUCGCUAUGAUGAAGAGGAAGCCAAGGCAGCUCGCGAUGCUCAGGAGAAGUCCAGGGCGGCCCUUCAGCGCUACCUGUUUUAUUGCAACCGCUACAUGAACCAUAUGCAGUCUUUGAAAUUCGAAAACAAGCUGUAUGCAUCAAUCAAGGAGAAAAUGGAGGAGAUGCAGCAGCACAACAUGUCGUGGAUUGAGGUACAGUUCCUGAAAAAGGCCGUGGACAUCUUGUGCCAGUGCAGGCAGACACUGAUGUACACUUACGUCUUUGCCUAUUACCUGAGGAAAAACAAUCAGUCUGUGAUUUUUGAGGAUAACCAACGCGACUUGGAGAGUGCAACAGAAAUAUUAUCAGAGUAUUUGGAAAGAGAUAUCACUCAAGAGAACAUGGCAGACAUCAAGCAAAAGGUCCAGGACAAGUACAGAUACUGCGACGGACGUCGCAAGGUGCUUUUGGAGCACGUUCAUGAAGGAUAUGAGAAGGAAUGGUGGUUGUACACAGAAUGAAGUUAAAGUGAAAGAUGAAAAAUAACACUCGCUAUAAUAAGUCCAGCAUUGAAAAUAUCGUGCAGGGUUCAGUGGCUAUUACUGUUUUUGUUUUGCUCCUGUUUGGCUUCCCUGUUUAAUUGAAUUUUAUACUUCCUAUUUGGACAUAGUAGCUGACUCGUUGAUACUCUUUCAUGUUUUGCAUGGUAUGCAAUUCAUUUUUAUGAUUGUAUUUCUAAAAUUAAAAAUAUGAUGCUCAUGAUUUCAGCAUCCUUUAGAUUAUAUGAUAUCAUUUUAUAGUUGCAAAGACUUAAGUAAUGUUAAGACAUAUGGCAAAUGUAAAUUGUAAAUGAAAAUUUCCCAUGUUAAUUAGCUGAAUUGCAUCCAUCUCAAAUUGUAAUUACCAAAACUCAUUUAUGUACAUUUUCAAAUUAAGAGUCAAUUUUUCUCAUAAGUUGAUCUUGCUUAUUUAGCACCAAGAACAUCAUAAUCAGUGAUUAUGUGUACUCUCUAAACUAUGAGCAGUAAACUAAUAUUUUAAUGAUACAAAUAAAAAAA